AACUGCGCUUGAAAACCGGAACUAGCGAUCGAAGAUACUGCUAGUGAAGUUCAUUUUACGUUGUAUUUGUGUGUAUUCUUUGAAACGCUUUUAUCAAACGAAUAUGUACGUAUCAUUUUGUUUACUAAUUUGUUGUGAUAAAUAUAUCAGGCAUUUGAAAAUACACUGAAAAAAAAAUGUGACUGUGAUUCGGUUGUGUCUGAUUCGCCAUUUUACAGUGACUAAUUUUAAAUUUGUCAGUACAUUUGGACAAACAACUAACAAAGUAUAUAUGCAGAUUGCACAUCCUUACCCGUUAUAGCAUAUUCUAAAAACUGUACAAUAAAUGUAUAUAUUGUAUAUACUAAAGUAAAUAUGGAAAGAUCGCGAGACUACUCUCCACGAGGAAGAACUAUGAGUAUAUCUCCGGAAAUUUAUAGAAGAGAUUCUCCAGAUUACAGACACAGAAGUAGAUCUUGUUCUAGGUCGCCAAAUUACAGAAGACAUAAUGGUUACCGAUCUCCUACCUACCAUAAAAAAUCAUAUCAUCAUGAAUACAUUGAAGCUCGUAGGGAAAGUGAUUACGACAGCGAUAGGGAAUAUCGGCGAGACAGGGAACAUUCGUGGGAGGUGGAACGUGAGAGAAAAAGUAGGUCCCGUAGUAGAGAUAGGGAUCGAAGUAGUAGAUACUACAGAAACAGGGACCGAGACCGUGAACACCACAGGGCGAGGAGAAGAUCGAGAAGUGGCUCACGCUGGGAAAGGAAAUCGGAAGAUAGAAAAGUUCGGGACAGAGACAGAUACCGCGACGAUGAUAGGGACAGUGAUAGUGAGAGAAGCCCUAACGGAGCCGUCAUAGGAGCUAGUGGGUCCGAAAUUAUUGGGUAUAAAAGUCAGCCACCAAACAACACGAUCAUGAUCAGGGGUCUAGCUCAGCAUAUAACCGAGAACGAUAUAAGGCAGGACAUUAUUCAAUGCGGUUUGAUGCCAAAGGACAUUCGGUUGAUCAGGAAAAAAGAUACAGGUGCUUCCCGCGGUUUCGCCUUUGUCGAGUUUGCCACACUGGGUGAGGCCAUACGAUGGAUGGACAUAAAACAGGGAGUUUUGAUGCUUCAAGACCAAUAUCGCGCGAUCAUGCAAUAUAGUAUACCGAAGGACGUAAAUGCUUCUGAGAAACCACCAACGCAUAAAGCGUCGGCCGACUGGUUCUGUAUAAAAUGUGGAGCACAGAACUUUAAAAGGAGAGAUAACUGCUUCAAAUGCCACGCGUCGAGAAUGGAGAGCGAAGAAGGUGGAAGUGGUAGUGACGAAAUUUGUACCUAUGCCACCAAAACAAUUAUGAUGAGAAAUUUGGAUGCGCUAACAACAGAGGACUCCGUUAUGGCAGUUUUAAACAACAUAAUACCUGAUUUGGUAAAAUCAAUAUCGGCGGUGUGUAUUGGUCGAGAUCCGUUAACUUCGACAUCGAGAGGAAUAUGUUACCUGGGUACCGAAAGUACAAUCGAUGCCUUAGCUAUAUACGGAGCACUCAACAGUUCAAAAACACCUCUUAUGAUAGAUGGUAAAACAGUGAUAUUAUCGUACUGCAAGUAUAAUAUGGGCGACACGAAGAAAGCAUAUUCUCAAGCCGACCACGCAGCAUUUCCAAACGCAUCCGUACCCAGUACUUACGCCAUGACUGACGUAGAUAGUUUAGCAGAGUACGCUGCAAGAAGAUACGCUAAAACUCCACAAGAAUACAUGCACUACAUUGAAUAUUACAGAGCAUUUUUCACUCAACAGAUCAGUGCUGGAAAUUCUAUUACACUGCACCAAGAAAAUCAAAUGGAUGCAGCCAAUGCAGCUGCGGCUGUUGCACAAUCAGCCAUUCAACAAAUGAACGCCAAUAAAUCGUUUUACGACAACACCCAUCUAGUUGUUCCCACGGGCACCGAUGGAAAAAAAUAUCCUGUGCCCGAUGUAUCUAAAUACGUGUACGAUAAAACCACAGGCUAUCAAUACGAUCAAACUACCGGGUUGUAUUACGACCCGAAUUCAAAUUAUUACUGGAACAAUGUUAUACAAAAAUACUUAUAUUGGGAUCACGAGAAAUCAACCUACAUGCUUGCCCCAACCUACACCGAAAACAUGAAUAGUCAACAGCAAGCUCCCAGCGGAUCCGCGACAACUCAAGAACCCGAGAAACAAAAACAGAGAACGGAGAAGCAAGACAAAGUCAAAGUAGCGAAGAAAAUUGCCAAAGACAUGGAACGGUGGGCUAAGACUCUCAAUCAAAAGAAAGAAACGUCCAACAUAAAAGCAAUGACGGAUAACAACACCACUUCAAGUAGCGCCUCUGCCGAUAUAGGCUUUUCGGUGUUGGAAAAGAAAAGCGUGGCUCUUGCAUCAACUCCGUUCUUCAAGCAAGAGCUGGUUGAGGAACCUCCAACGCCUUCAUCGGCACCCUUGGUAGCCGCGUACGGAGGUGAAAGCGAAUCCUCGGGAGACGAGGAUAACGUAGAGGAACUGUUAGAUUACGCUAAACUGAUCUGUAACCUCUGUAAGCGCCAACUGGGAUCUGCCGAGGCCUUAACCAAACACGCCAAACUUUCCACGCUGCACAAACAAAACUUGGAAGCCCGAAAGAAGAAAAAGAGCGAUGUUAAAGAAAAAAUAGUUUAUCGUGACAGGGCCAAGGAAAGACGCAUGAAAUACGGCGAUCCCGAAGAACCACAACCUAGUAAACUUAAAGAAAAGUAUUUAAAAUCGAGAGAAAUGGAAAUGCCGAUGGCAACUUCGUCAGUUUCUGAACCUAUCGGAUCGGAAAAUGUUGGCAAUAGACUUCUGCAGAAAAUGGGCUGGACUGAGGGACAAGGCUUGGGAAAGCAGAAUCAAGGCAGGACAACUAUUAUACAGGCUGAGCAACAUAGUAGUACUGUAGGACUUGGAAACAAACUGCCGGGUUAUACCGCGUUAGCUGGAGAAUCAUACAAAGACUGUGUUAAGAAAAUGAUGUACGCACGCUAUCAAGAAUUAACCGAAAAAGAGAACAGUAACUAAAAUUCAAGUGUGAACGUUAUAUUUUCGUCAUCAAAUGAGAAUAAAUUUUAUGUUUUUUUAUUAAGUGAAAUGAAUAAUAGUGCGUGCCAAUGUAUGUUUGGUUAUUUUAUUUAACUGAGUGUGUCUAAUAACAUUUAUUGUACAUUAAGUGUAAUAUAAUCGCAUUAAGUUUUGUAUAUAUUAAUAUUUUUGUUUUUACACUUGAAUAAUUUUACUUCUACUGUGCCUCUGAAUUGUAAAUUAACAAAAUAUAAAGAAUAUAAGAUACCUUGAAAGAAAGCAGCAAAUUUGAAAUAUUACUGUGAUAGUUUCUUUUGAAAAUCGAACUUUUCUGCAAAACUGGCCUUUGAAGUUAAAAUUAGUCGAGCUGUACAUAUUCUGAUGUAGAUAUUACGAGAAUAAGAAUUUUUCUUUUUAUCUUAUAAUGAAUCAUAUUCAAAUUCCAUUCAGUAUAUAAAGCUUAUUAUGUAUAAGAUUUUUUUACACAUUCGAGAUUAUUAAGUACAUUGUAUUUAUUUACUUUAGAUAUUAAAUAAUGUAUAAAGUUAAAUUCCUGUAAUCGAUCAGAAGAAAACUCGGUGUGGAAGUUUGUAGAGCUUAAAAUUUUUAUUUCUGUCUAAAACUUCACAUACAAAAUUUUGAGAACUGUAUUCACUAAAGUAAAUAAUUACUGCCUUGAGUAAUAAAGUUAAUUUAGAAUAA
Anoplophora glabripennis (Asian longhorned beetle) is the source of this 3720-nucleotide messenger RNA. Its product is annotated as RNA-binding protein 5. Bases 355 to 3018 code for a protein of 887 amino acids. The transcript has 11 exons. The record is from RefSeq and is a predicted model, not a curated record. Gene Ontology annotation, molecular function: RNA binding. Gene Ontology annotation, cellular component: nucleus. Gene Ontology annotation, biological process: mRNA splicing, via spliceosome. NCBI's taxonomy places the organism in Eukaryota, Metazoa, Arthropoda, Insecta, Coleoptera, Cerambycidae.